Pseudonaja textilis is the source of this 2680-nucleotide messenger RNA. It is a transcript of the gene SYT12, whose product is annotated as synaptotagmin 12. Lineage: Eukaryota; Metazoa; Chordata; Lepidosauria; Squamata; Elapidae. Gene Ontology annotation, biological process: synaptic vesicle endocytosis; calcium ion-regulated exocytosis of neurotransmitter. Gene Ontology annotation, molecular function: SNARE binding; calcium ion binding; calcium-dependent phospholipid binding. The record is from RefSeq and is a predicted model, not a curated record. Gene Ontology annotation, cellular component: exocytic vesicle; plasma membrane.
AUGGAUCGUGACGUUGCUGACCAGCAUCUCAGUGUCAUAAGAAACCCAUCUGAGUGGGAAAUAGGUGUCUAUAUUACUGGUGCUCUUGCUCUCCUGGGAAUAGCUGGAGUAAACCUAUGGAAGUUAUGGAAAUCGGGUGGCUAUCCUGCACCUUCUCCAUUUCCAAACUAUGACUACAGAUACCUAGAACAAAAGUAUGGGUCCACAUAUGCUCAAAUCAAACAAAAGAGGACAAGCAACUUCCGAAAGACAGGAGAAAGAAUAUCUCCUGUCUGCAAGCAAAGCUUGAAAAUGGAUGAUGCCUUUGAAAAUAUUAAUGAGUUGGGGACCUUGGAGCUGAUGAACAAAGACCUGGAGCUGACUCCUUAUGGGCCAUUGAGAAAAUCAAUCUCCACUGACUCUCUAACUUCUGUCUCCUCCAUUGGAAAUAACUUUGGCCAGGAAUUCACAGUGGGACAAAUCGAAGUUAACAUGGAAUACAAUGUAAAUUCAAAUACCCUGUAUGUCACCUUGCUGCAGGGAAAAGAUCUGAUGGAGAAGGAAGAUGUUAAUUUUGAAUCCUGUUUUGUGCGCAUCAGUUUACUUCCAGAUGAGCAGAUUGUUGGCAUUUCUAGGAUCCAAAGAAGUGCUUACUCGGUCUUCUUUGAUGAGAAGUUUUCCAUUCCCUUGGAUCCUUCCACGUUGGAGGAAAACAGCUUGAGAUUCUCUGUUUUUGGCAUUGAUGAGGAUGAGAGAAACAUCAGCACUGGUGUGGCUGAGCUGAAGUUAUCCGACUUGGGUAUUUUUGUCCGGCCUUUCAACGCCUGGCUUUAUCUGCAGGACAUGAAUAAGGCAACUGAUUCGGUGGGUGAAAUCCUGCUGUGUCUUAGCUAUUUACCCACAGCAGAGCGAUUGACUGUAGUUGUGGUUAAAGCCAAGAAUCUUGUGUGGACUAAUGGAAAAAUGACUGCAGAUCCUUUUGUCAAAGUGUACUUGCUGCAAGAUGGGAGGAAGAUCAGCAAGAAAAAAACCGCAGUAAAGCGAGAUGACACAAAUCCAGUGUUUAAUGAGGCCAUGAUUUUUUCAGUGCCAGCAAUUGUCCUGCAGGAACUGUCUCUUCGGGUGACGGUCGCACAGUGCUGUGAAGAUGGAAGAGCUGAAAAUAUUGGUCAUGUUGUCAUAGGACCAGCUGCAGGAGGCAUGGGCAUCACUCACUGGAAUCAAAUGUUGGCUACCUUGAGAAAACCUAUAUCCAUGUGGCACGCACUUCGACAAAGCUAAGGGAUUACCUGCACCUCACCGAAAAUAAUCCAACAUGGUGCUUAAAUAAAUAAAUAACUUCAGUAGGCCGAUGCUGUUGGAACAAUGAAUUUGUGAGACCAUGGGAGGUUUUUUUUUAAUCUAAAUAUUCCUCACAAAUAAUAGCAAGGACAGAUGAUUAUGUGAUGAUGUGUUGCCAAAUGAGACUACCCAAGCCUUGGAAAAGAAUCAUAGCUAAAACAACAAGAGAAGGAGAUAUAUAAAUACAGAUGGAUGCCUAGUAGCUGGUGGACAAAUAAGGUAGUCUUUUGAUUCCGUCAUUCUAACAUCAUCAACUUGGACAGCCAAUUAUUCUUGAAGUUCUUUCAUACUGAGUCUUGCUUUUCCACAUUAUUUUUCUCUAUUGAAGAAGACUUAAAAGGAAAGCUUAUGGUAUUUUAUGCAUUUGACAUCCCCUGUGUUUCGGACAUGUUGACUUGGAAGUCAGAUUCUUGGGAGUGACUGGGUCCUGCUUGAUAUAAAUGUAUAUGGAUCACAAUUUUAUACUUCCUUUCUUCUCACAUUUGUUGGGAAUCAAGUCUUGAUUAUUUCAGAUAAAUUUGGGCAAAAUUACUUCCAACUAAAGUUGCUUAAGUCACAUUUUUGGGCAACCAUUGUCACACGUGUCUUAUCAUGGUUGAGAUUCAAGUACUGUUGUCCUGUUUGCCUGUUUUGGAGAAGAAAACUAAAAGGCUCAUAUUUGAGUAAAUAUUUGACAAAGUGAACUUUUACAAAGAAAUAUGUGCAUCUUUAGAUAUAUGGACCACUGCUUGCUGUAAAAAUUCAACACAUUUGCUUUGAAGAUUCAUGAAUCUUUCUCCUCUCUAAUCUAAUCCUCUAAUCCCCAAAAGCACAGCACCAUCACAGAGAUGACUUCUGCUCAUUCAAUUCCCUCCUGGCCUCUGGCGUGGUCCUGUUUAGUUCCAAUGUCCAAUAGGAACAUUAUCGUCACAGAGGAUGCAAUAUUGUGCUUAUCUACCGUGGUGUAAAUUCACUGGGCCUUAUUUUAUACAUAUGGUAUAGAAUUGAAUAACCAAUGGACUUUUCCUUCCCCUUUUCACCAUUUAUGAGCAAUUGGAGACCAGCCUGUCUAUAAAAUGUGAAUGCUUUAUUUAAUUAUUUUAUGUGUGCUUGAUUUCAAAAAGCAGUUGAGAUCAUGUAGAAGAGGGGAAGUGGAGUGGAUACAGAUGUAUCAUGCAUGACAGAACCAUCCUUAAUAUUGGAAAUUUGACUGGGUGAUUUGUAAUUCAAGGCCACAUCAGUCGUAAGACUUUAAAUAUUUGUAUUUUGAGAAAUAAGGAAUGGCAGUGUGAAAAAUAAAAAUAAAAUUGAGCAAAACAAAAAGAAAUUCUAUGGCAAAAUAUUUCAUGGUUACUGAAAACGUUGUGGAUGAUGUAUUUGC